CCAACAAACCUCUGAGCUUCCCCUCGCAACCCUUUGUGGCAUCACUUCUAUAAAUCCAGGGAAGGAGAUAGCCUUCAGUCUGCUGAAGAACUUCUUGGUCGAUUCCUGAAGGUCGCACUGUCGGAGAUCUAUAACCAUGCGUGAGUGUAUCUCCAUCCAUGUUGGCCAGGCUGGUGUCCAGAUGGGCAAUGCCUGCUGGGAGCUGUACUGUCUGGAACAUGGUAUCCAGCCUGAUGGACAGAUGCCCAGUGACAAGACCAUUGGAGGUGGAGAUGACUCCUUCAACACCUUCUUCAGUGAGACUGGAGCGGGGAAGCAUGUCCCACGAGCUGUCUUUGUUGACCUAGAACCAACAGUGAUUGAUGAAGUACGUGGUGGUACCUACCGGCAGUUAUUCCACCCUGAGCAGCUCAUCACCGGGAAGGAGGAUGCUGCCAACAAUUAUGCCCGUGGCCAUUACACCAUUGGCAAGGAGCUGAUUGACUUGGUCCUUGACAAACUGCGAAAGCUGGCUGACCAGUGCACAGGACUCCAGGGUUUCCUCAUCUUCCACAGCUUUGGCGGUGGCACUGGGUCUGGUUUCACUUCCCUUCUGAUGGAACGUCUCUCUGUGGAUUAUGGCAAAAAAUCCAAGUUAGAGUUUGCCAUCUACCCAGCUCCUCAGAUCUCGACUGCAGUGGUCGAACCCUACAACUCCAUCCUGACCACCCACACAACCCUUGAGCAUUCAGACUGCGCCUUCAUGGUAGACAAUGAAGCCAUCUAUGAUAUCUGUCGCAGAAACCUGGACAUUGAGCGCCCAACGUACACCAAUUUGAAUCGACUAAUAGGUCAGAUUGUGUCCUCUAUUACAGUGUCCUUGCGCUUUGAUGGUGCCUUGAAUGUUGAUCUGACAGAGUUCCAGACCAAUUUGGUACCAUACCCACGUAUCCACUUCCCCCUGGCUACCUAUGCUCCUGUAACCUCAUCUGAGAAGGCUUACCAUGAGCAACUAUCUGUGUCUGAAAUUACAAAUUCCUGCUUUGAGCCAGCAAAUCAGAUGGUGAAGUGUGACCCUCGCCAUGGCAAGUACAUGGCUUGCUGCCUGCUUUACCGGGGUGAUGUGGUACCAAAAGAUGUCAAUGCUGCCAUCGCCACCAUUAAGACCAAACGCAGCAUCCAGUUUGUCGACUGGUGCCCGACUGGCUUCAAGGUUGGCAUCAACUACCAGCCUCCCACUGUGGUGCCUGGUGGGGACCUGGCCAAGGUGCAGCGUGCGGUGUGUAUGCUGAGCAACACCACUGCCAUCGCUGAAGCUUGGGCACGUCUUGACCACAAAUUUGACCUGAUGUACGCCAAGCGCGCCUUUGUGCAUUGGUAUGUUGGGGAGGGGAUGGAGGAGGGGGAGUUCUCCGAGGCCCGGGAAGACAUGGCAGCCUUGGAGAAGGAUUAUGAGGAAGUUGGUGCAGAUAGUGUUGAGGAUCAAGGUGAAGAAGAAGAAUAUUAGGUAAUCUGAAACCAUUCCUAAUUGUUGGUUGAGGUUAAUUUGCUGGUUGGAUUCAUUCUGUACUUCAGGGGAAACAUAUGAUUUCUAAGCUUUUUUUCUGUCAAACGGAAGUUGUGCUCUUAUUGUUUAAAAUUCUGCUUUUUGUAGUAAUUUUGCUGGAUAUUGCAAUUGUAAGAAAAUGUAAAAACCUUGAACAGCGUAGAUAGAUAGUAAACAUUUGUAUCACAAAAGGAUGAGUUAUUAACCAUAUUUCAACUACAGCAAAAUAGUUGUAUAUCAUAAACAGUGGAAGUAAAUGUUGCAGUUUAAUCCAUGCUUGAACCAUAGUGAGACUUUUGACUUGUCAUCUAAUUUCUUGAAGUUUGGAUUACUCAAUCUAAUAACCUCACAUACAAGCAGGUAAUUAGACCUGCUUAUUCCAACUGCUUGUGAUGAUAGAGCUUCCCUCAUUUAUCACUACCACCACCACCCCAACUGAGCAACACAGCUAACAGUAACUGAUUGAUUGACAUAAUCCAAAAUUAUAUUCUUUAACAAAGUUUCAGUGGAAGGAAUUAUGCCUUUUUAAUGUCGUCCUGCAAUAUAAUUAGGGCCAAGUAAUUGCAAAAAGCCCACUUCAACAGAACUGUAAUUCAGGUGAUUCCCGUUGACCGCUCUGAACUAGAACACAGUAUUAGUGUAAAAUGGUAUGUGUUGUGCCAGAAUGACACAGCUUCCAACUUAAAAUGUUUUGAAAUAAUUAACCAUUCUCAAUACUUGUAAUGUUUAGAACAAAGCAUUUCAAUAAACUAAAAGUUAAAUUGAA
Molecule: messenger RNA, 2291 nt
Organism: Pristis pectinata (smalltooth sawfish)
Lineage: Eukaryota; Metazoa; Chordata; Chondrichthyes; Rhinopristiformes; Pristidae
Product: tubulin alpha-1D chain-like
Exons: 4
Coding region: 137-1486 (449 amino acids)
Biological process (GO): mitotic cell cycle; microtubule cytoskeleton organization
Cellular component (GO): cytoplasm; microtubule
Molecular function (GO): GTP binding; structural constituent of cytoskeleton
Source: RefSeq, a predicted model, not a curated record